Petromyzon marinus (sea lamprey) is the source of this 5402-nucleotide messenger RNA. The record is from RefSeq and is a predicted model, not a curated record. Lineage: Eukaryota; Metazoa; Chordata; Hyperoartia; Petromyzontiformes; Petromyzontidae.
CUAGUACUCACUAGUACUCACCAGUACUCACUAGUACUCACCAGGGAUCACUCGUGCUCACCAGUACUCACUAGGGAUCACUCGUGCUCAUCAGUACUCACCAGUACUCACUAGUACUCACCAGGGAUCACUCGUGCUCACCAGUACUCACCAGGGAUCACUCGUGCUCACCAGUACUCACUAGUACUCACCAGUACUCACCAGGGAUCACUCGUGCUCACCAGUACUCACCAGUACUCACCAGGGAUCACUAGUACUCACCAGGGAUCACUCGUGCUCACCAGUACUCACUAGUACUCACUAGUACUCACCAGGGAUCACUCGUACUCACCAGUACUCACCAGUACUCACCAGGGAUCACUCGUGCUCACCAGUACUCACUAGUACUCACCAGGGAUCACUCGUGCUCACCAGUACUCACCAGGGAUCACUCGUGCUCACCAGUACUCACUAGUACUCACUAGUACUCACCAGGGAUCACUCGUGCUCACCAGUACUCACUAGUACUUACCAGUACUCACCAGGGAUCACUCGUGCUCACCAGUACUCACUAGUACUCACUAGUACUCACCAGGGAUCACUCGUGCUCACCAGUACUCACUAGUACUCACCAGGGAUCACUCGUGCUCACCAGUACUCACUAGUACUCACCAGGGAUCACUCGUGCUCACCAGUACUCACCAGUACUCACUAGUACUCACCAGGGAUCACUCGUGCUCACCAGUACUCACUAGUACUCACCAGGGAUCACUCGUGCUCACCAGUACUCACUAGUACUCACUAGUACUCACCAGGGAUCACUCGUGCUCACCAGUACUCACUAGUACUCACUAGUACUCACCAGGGAUCACUCGUGCUCACCAGUACUCACUAGUACUCACCAGGGAUCACUCUUGCUCACCAGUACUCACUAGUACUUACAAGUACUCACCAGGGAUCACUCGUGCUCACUAGUACUCACCAGGGAUCACUCUUGCUCACCAGUACUCACCAGUACUCACUAGUACUCACAGGGAUCACUCGUGCUCACCAGUACUCACUAGUACUUACCAGGGAUCACUCGUGCUCACCAGUACUCACCAGUACUCACCAGGGAUCACUCGUGCUCACCAGUACUCACUAGUACUUACCAGUACUCACUAGUACUCACCAGGGAUCACUAAUACUCACCAGAACUCACUAGUACUCACCAGGGAUCACUCGUGCUCACCAGUACUCACCAGGGAUCACUCGUGCUCACCAGUACUCACCAGGGAUCACGAGCACUCACUAGUACUCACCAGAGAUCACUAGUAUUCACCAGGCAUAACUAGCACUCACUAGUACUCACCAGGGUUCAUUAGUACUCACUACUACUCACCAGAGAUCACUCGUACUCACCAGGGAUCACUAAAACUCACCAGGGAUCACGAGCACUCACUAGUACUCACCAGAGAUCACUAGAACUCACGAGCACUCACCAGGGACCACAGGACACAGUGCUAACUCGUAACCUCAUCAUUGAUCGCAGGACCAAGCACAGUACUCACUGGUGCCCACAGGCCUCUGGGAUUCGUGAGUCGUCGGGCUCACGGGACUCGGAGCUCACGGCACUCUGCUGCAUUCCACGCAGCAGACAAGACAGACGGCUGCUGCACAGUAACUCUGUACAAAGCACCCGACACUUAGUGCACAGACAGUAACGCUUACUCGAUACGCGGCACUUGUCUGCACAACAAGCACUCGAGUACACCGAGUGCAGAGAGCACUCGAAAGUCGGGGCAGUGCCACCACCACCACCAACCUCCUCGUCGUCGUCGUCGUCCUCCUCCUCAAUCUCGCCGGCGUGACCUCCCGAAGACGCCACAGGGAGCAGCCACCCCAGGGCCCUAUCGGAGCGCCGUGGUCGUGGCGGUGAGGAGUGACGCGUCGCUCAUGCUCGUGUGAGGUGCACGGAGGGCCCUGUGGCGGAGUGCUUAGAGCAGGCCGAGAGAGCCACGGCAGGAGGACUACGAUUCCAUGGCGGAGGUGGCGGUGGUGAAGGAGGGCUGGCUCUACAAGCGCGGCGAGUACAUAAAGACAUGGCGGCCGCGGUACUUCCUGCUCAAGACGGAUGGAUCCUUCAUCGGCUACAAGGAGAAGCCCCAGGACACCGACCAGCAGGACCCCCUCAACAACUUCUCCGUUGCAAAAUGCCAGCUCAUGCGGACAGAGCGGCCGAGAGCCAACACAUUCAUGAUCCGCUGCCUGCAGUGGACCACCGUGAUAGAGCGGACCUUCCACGUGGACACGCCGCACGAGAGGGAGGAAUGGCUUCGCGCGAUCCAGACGGUGGCCGACCGCCUGCAACAGCAAGAAGAUGAGACGAUGGACUGCAAGCCCAGCUCCCCUGAGGACGGCUCCAGCACGGAGCAGAUGGACACCAUUUUGAGCAAACCAAAAUCCAAAGUGACCAUGAACAACUUUGAUUAUUUAAAACUGCUGGGGAAGGGCACCUUCGGGAAGGUGAUUCUUGUACGCGAGAAGGCGACCGGCCAGUACUACGCCAUGAAAAUCUUGAAGAAAGAAGUCAUCGUUGCAAAGGAUGAGGUUGCACAUACACUGACAGAGAACAGAGUGUUACAAACUACAAAGCAUCCGUUUUUAACGCUGCUGAAGUACUCCUUUCAAACCCACGAUCGGCUGUGCUUUGUCAUGGAAUAUGUCAAUGGCGGAGAGCUGUUUUUCCACUUAUCCCGGGAACGCGUUUUCUCUGAAGAUCGGACACGAUUUUAUGGAGCUGAGAUAGUCUCUGCGUUGGAUUACCUUCACACUGAGAAAAAUGUCGUGUACAGGGACCUAAAGCUUGAAAAUCUCAUGUUGGACAAAGAUGGGCAUAUAAAAAUCGCAGACUUUGGGCUGUGCAAGGAGGGCAUCACGGAUGGUGCAACCAUGAAGACCUUCUGUGGCACGCCCGAGUACUUGGCUCCCGAGGUGCUGGAGGACAACGAUUAUGGGCGGGCGGUGGACUGGUGGGGCCUAGGUGUGGUCAUGUAUGAGAUGAUGUGUGGGCGCCUGCCCUUCUACAACCAGGAUCAUGAGAAGCUGUUUGAGCUCAUCCUCAUGGAGGACAUUCGCUUCCCGCGCACUCUCUCCAAUGACGCCAGGGCACUGUUGUCCGGCCUGCUCAAGAAAGACCCCAAGCAGAGACUGGGUGGCGGCGUAGACGAUGCCAAGGAGAUCAUGAGGCACAGUUUCUUUGCUGGAAUAAUAUGGCAAGAUGUUUACGACAGAAAGAUGACGCCUCCCUUUAAGCCACAAGUAGCCUCAGAAACCGAUACGCGUUACUUUGACGAAGAGUUCACGGCACAGACAAUCACGAUCACGCCGCCGGACAGAUUUGACAGCAUGGAGUCCCUCGACAACGAACGGAGACCACACUUCCCGCAGUUCUCCUACUGCGCCAGCGGCAAGGAGUAGUUCCACACUGACAACGCCACAGACCUCACGCCUGACCCAUCGCAAACGAACCCAUCCGCACCACCGGCCAGACCAAGGGGACAACCUUCCCUUCUGAAAUGAGCUCGCGACAACCCUGCCUCUGGUGCCAGUCGAUCACAGGCUCGAUACCUCCUCCUCCCCUGCCUCGAGAGAGCUCAAGGCAGGCAGUGCACGGCAAUGCUCAGGUGUGCUGUAUGCUAGAAGGUGUACUGGAUCACCUGAAGUUGCUGAUCACGAAGACGAACUCUGUGGGUGGCUUUCCACUUAACUGACGCAGCAUCAAGGCCUGAAGUUAUACAAAUGGGCAACUGUAAUAAUUAUUCGUAGAGGCGUUAGGUACUGAGGCAAACACAGCUUUGUUUUGUACAAUUGUUUGCCGAAUAUAAUUACAAAUUGCCGUUGUCAAGUGUAGCAGUGUGAAUAUGGAAAAUGAGGUCUGACGUGUGAACAGUGAUAAACUGUUUCCCAGAAGAUAAGGUAAGCGAAAUUCUAAAAGCAAUUGGGGAGUAAGCUGGUCACGGCAAGCCCCACAAACCAGGAGGAUGGGGGUCAGCCAUUGGGGAGUUUUUUAGACGUGAAAUCUGUUUUGCUUUUCCCCAACAUCUUUCAGCCUAACACACGGCUGCAGGUACAACAUGACUUCUAUCUACGGAAGAACCAUUACUUGGAUGAGCCCUGUUCACUGAAGAAUUAUGUUGUCAAGUUUGCAAGCACACCAAAGUAAAGACAAAAAUACAGAAUUGAAUGGACAAUAAAUCUCAGUAUGGAUCAAUUUUUAAUUGUAUUUUAAAUCACAUCGAGAUUUUUUCCUCCUUUUUCCAAAGUGCCCAGGUCUAGUGAACCUGUUGUUUUUUUAACCUCUCUUUUCUGUAAAGGUUUGCUGCUACAAUAAAAAAAACCCACUGCUUGUAAUCUUUCUUGUACAAAAAAAAGACUUGCAUGUACAUAUCAUCCGUUUUAGUGAAAAUGUAGAAAAAGGGACAUUCAUUUUAUUUUAUGAAACCUGCUUUUGUUUAUGAAUUUCAAGUUCUACAAUGCAGUCGGCUGCAUUUCUAAACACUUCCACGCUGUGGUAAUAUUUAGGUAUUUGACAAAUCAUGUUGGAAGAUUCUGCCGUAUGAACGGCACACGAGCGCGACAUGGAAUAUUUAACAAUUCUGAUAUUAAAGGUGAUUUUUUUUUACUAAUUGGUACCCUGUGCACGAAUUGAUGUAAGAAAGCCAGCAAAAGUGAAUGUUUAAAAAGUGAAAGUGACUUAGUCAUUUUCAUUGCCUUAGUUUUGCUGCGACUAGUAAACUAUAAUUCUGCUAAAAUACUAAUACCGUAGUUCCUACAUUUGUGAAUAUACUGUAGAAUAGUAAAGCAAGCCAUUUUUUCUCAAUUCACUUGCAUAGCCCUAGUAGCCAGAUCAAUGAAUGACAAGGUCAGGUCAUGAAAGCAAUAAAAACUACUGUAACAAAUGCACGUGGUUUAUUUGAGGUUAUUUUAUAUUUUCUACAUUGUACUGUAGAAAUCGGAAAGAUCAUUGUCAAUUAGUGCCUCUAAUGAAAUAAUGCUGCAGCACUUUCAUCUGUCUUUUUAUUCCUUAAAAAAACGAAUUGUGCAAAGCAGGCCAGGAUGGAGGAGGCCUUUUCCACACAUUGGAUAUUUUCCACCCAUUCCAUGGACAGUCAUCAGCUGCAGCUGGGAUGUUUUCAUUGACGGAGCUUUCUUUCACAGGACUUAAGCAGAUUUAUGUUCUGUAUGGUAUAGCUUCACCUGGUGUACUAAUCACAGUUUGUCUGGGGUAAGUGUACUGGGACCCCCUCCUUCUCCCCCUUACCAGAGGCACUGGCCUAUCAGUGAAGCUUUGUAUGCUGUAAAACUGUAGUUGAAGUUUCAUUGCACAAAUGAUUUGUUUUUUUUUUCAGACGCUUAAAUAAAAAAAAAUAUUACGUACCUCA